Messenger RNA from Sus scrofa (pig), 4221 nucleotides. RefSeq names its product C2 calcium dependent domain containing 2 (gene C2CD2). The record is from RefSeq and is a predicted model, not a curated record. Lineage: Eukaryota; Metazoa; Chordata; Mammalia; Artiodactyla; Suidae.
CUCUGGCCGCUGUGGGGCCGCCGGCGGGACGCCCGGGGCGGCGCGCGCAGGAGGAAGCGCGCCUGGCCGCGGCCCCGGGAACUGCCCAGACGCCCGAGUCGGGAACGCGAGCCGCCGCGUCCCCAUUUGCCAGGUGUGCGGGGUUGGAGACGCAGUCCCGGGCCGCGGCUGCCGUGCGCCGGCCGGGCUUUUCCUCCCGCUCACCCCGCCCGGCUUCCCGGCGCCCGGGGCCGCUCCGCCAGCCGCCCGGCUCCGGCUCGCCGCGCCCCCUCCCCGCCCUCCUUGAGCCCCGGCCGGCCGUGAGCUGAUGUCCUGAGCUCGCCGCCCGCGGGCUCUGCGCCCGGCCGGGGACUGCCCGGGAAGUUGGGGCGAGGCGCGCCGGGUAUGCGCCAUCACCAUGUCCAGCCUGGGCUCGUGGCUCGGAGAGGUCCAGUGGCUGGUCUUGGUGGGGCUCUUCGUCGUGGCCCUGGGCACGGUGGGCCUGUACCUGGCGCAAUGGGCGCUGGCCAGCGCGCGACCCCGCUCUCCGAGGCGGGCGGCGGAGCCUGGCGAGGGCCAGCGCCCCGAGUCGGAUGCGCUGCUCGCCUGGAUCCUGACGCUGAACAGCUGGAGGAGCCAGUGGCAGGCCGCCUGGGUGACCGCCCUGAACGAUGAGGCCAAACGGAAAGGGGGCCCACUGAACCUCAGCUUCCAGGCAGACCCACUGCAGCAGCCCCUGGAGCUGGCGGUGCAGGAAGUCUCCAGCGUGGCCAGGUCGGCCCAGGAGAAGGUGGUGUUUUGUCACGUGGUGGGCGAUUCCAUCCAGUUCCUGGUCAGCGCGGGGCCUGCCUCAGCUGGGGAUGCGGGGCGCCCGGUGUACGGCGUGCGGCUGUCCCCGCUUCAUCUGCAGCUGGAGCUCCACAUGAAGGAGAAGCGAGAGGACAUUCAGAUCAAGUGGUCCUUCAUCAGCGCCCCGGAGAUGGCCGUGGGCACCCAGCCCAAAGCCCCGGGGGAGGACCAGGCGGUUGGGACAGAUGCAGUGUCAGAAAGUCUCAAGGAUGCUUUGAAGCACCUGGUUAGUUCCGCCUCCCCGUCGGUGGUUCUGAGCACCAAGCCCGCGGAUGUGAGGGAAAUUCAGCAUCCACAGCGCACCCCGUCUACUCAGGAAUCCUGCCCUCCCAAACCUCCAAGGGCUCACGAGCUCAAACUCUUGGUCAGGAACAUCCGAGCCUCCCUGCUGAGCCGUCCUGGUGCUUCAGGCAGCAUUCGCCCGGUGUGCGUAGUUCAGCUGAACGACCCCGCUCAGAAGUUCUCCAGCGCCGUCUCCAGAACCACCACGGCCCUCACCUGGGAUGAAGAAUUCGCCUUUGAAUUGAACGCCAAGUCGAGGGAAUUGCACCUGCAGAUCUCAGAGGAUGGGCCGUCCUCAGAAGGUCUGUUGGCGAUGACGACUGUGCCCUUGGAUUUAUUUAAGAAGCAGCCUUCUGGGCCACAAAGCUUUACGCUGACCAGUGGGUCCUCCUGGGGCAGCUCGGCCCUGGGUUCGGUCACGGCAGAGUUCUCUUACGUAGAACCCAGCGAGGCCAAGUCCUGGCAAAUCCCCCCUCCUGUUCCUGCUGCAAAGAUAGAAAAAGACCGCACGGUGAUGCCCUGCGGGACCGUGGUCACUACUGUCACUGCUGUGAAAACCAAGCCUCGCUUUGACGCGGGGAGAGCGACCCCGCCCAGCUCUGAGUCUCCCCUGAGGACGCCCGUCAAGGUGAAGGUCGUUGAGAAGGACAUCUCUGUCCAGGCCAUCGCCUGCCACGGCGCCCCCGUCAGCAAGACCUUCUCUUCCUCAGAUACAGAACUGCUGGUGCUGAACGGCACCGACCUGGUGGCCGAAGUCGCCAUCCGCCAGCUCAGCGAGUCCUCGAAGCUGAAGCUCAAGUCCCCGCGGAAGAAGAGUACAAUCAUCAUAUCCGGCGUCUCCAAGACCUCACUAUCUCAGGACAAUGACGCCGCCCUGAUGCUGGACUACGCGGCCUCCAUGGACAGUGCCCGCCAGGAGGACACCCUGGACCAGCCGAGCGCGGCGGCUGCGGCCUCGGACCCGCCCGUGGAGGAGCAGGAGGAGGAGGGGGCGGCGGCAGUGGCGGCGGCCUCAGCCGGGGCCCCCCCGGCCCUGGAGCCCCAGGAGAGCGAGCUGGACUGCUGGGACUUGGAGAAGGAGCCCCAGGCCGGGGCGUGGGGUGGCCAGGGCCCCCCGGACCUUGAUGGGGACGAGCUCUCGGAGAGCUCCCUGAGCGUGUCGGAGCUGGAGCCGGGCGCUGCCAAGAAGCAUAAAGGAGGGAUUUUAAGGAAAGGCGCGAAGCUCUUCUUCCGCCGGCGGCAUCAGCAGAAAGACCCCGGCCUGAGCCAGUCUCACAACGACCUCGUGUUCCUGCAGCAGCCUGAGGGGGGGCGGAGGAAGGGGGCGACGCUCGCCCGGAUCCUGAACAGGAAACUGCUCUCCAGGCACCGGGGCCAGAGCACCGUGAACGGGGCGCCUGAGGACCCAGGCCCGUAGGCGGCGGCGCCCCCUUCCCUGCAAUGCUGCAGACGGGACCCACCAGGAGCACCUGCCAGGAUGCCGCCAGAGGGCCAGCCAGCUGUCGGACCGACGGACAGACGGACGGACAGCCGCCCUGUCUAGCUGGAUAGUUUCCAACAAUUUUCCCUCUUUUAAAGGGAAAAAAAAAAAAAAAAUCUGAGCCUCCAGCUGGGAGGUUGUCCCCAGGGAGACCGACAGAGCCCAGUGUGCCACCAGGAGCCACGAGAGCUGAGGGCUCCAUGGCGUGGGCUGUGCUCACAUCUAAGGGUCCAGGUCAAACAGGUGAAGGAUAUUUACAGUGUGAACUCCAGAGGCUCACAUCGGGGCUGGGGGCCGGCAGGUCCUGCACGCUCCAACAGGUGUCACUUUGCGUCCAUGCCUGGACCGCGUCCCAAAGAGUGGUCACUGUGGACGGAAUGGACGGGUCAGCUCUCCUCACUGGCCGCUCAGAAUAGAAAGUGCAGCCAGCCCUGAGGACUGAGAGGCGGGACAGAAGCAGGGUUUUUGGUAAACAGAGAAAUGACAAGAUAGGAGUGAAAACACUACGACCAAUGUAGGAAGACAUUGGCCUUUGAUAGUAGCCAUAUAACUUGAAAAAUUAUGCAACUGCUGAAUAUAUCCUAUGCACAUCCUCUGCCCGACACCUUUCCAGGUUUCCUUUGAGCCUCUUUGCAAGUGGGAGAUAUAUCAAUUCUUAUGUGGUUUUCACAUGUGUCUCUAUGGCGUCUGAAGCUCUAAGAAGGCCACCAGGCCGUCACCACGUGGGAAGCCUUCCUCCCCGUCGGGCACCCUUGCUGACCAGAGUGGCCCAGGCCGCUCAGAUGACAUUAGGAGCAAUAAGUCACAGCUAGUGCCACACUGUAAACACACAUGCAUGGUUCGUCUUUGGUGCAAGCUUGGUUUGCCCAAUGUUGCUGGUAGGUGGCUCAAACCAAGUGCUGUGCAGAGGGCACAAGAGGACAUUGUGUGUGUCUCAGGUGUGAGUCUUCGGGUGGCAGUUUAGCAACAAAUGAGCCAAACCUGCAUCAGAGGUUCGUUUUACAGGCUCUCCUGAGUUCUGCUGUCCUCUGGCUAGCCCCUCGUAGGCGCCCCCGCUCCUUGAGGUCCUGCAGGAAGACCAGUGGGCCUGGCACGCGUCCCCAAGCGCUUCCAAACCCCUUUCCUCGUCAGUGUGCCCGCCGGGGCUUUUCACAUCAUCCCCUCCUUCUGCAGGAGUCGCUUUAAGACACAUGCCUGUUAAAGAGCCCUUGUCAUCGGGGUGAGAGGUUGUGCAUUAGAGGCAUUUUCCUCCAGUAAGAUUGAAUGGCCGUUAGGAAAAUUUGGCUUCUGUCACGGAUGUGAAAUUGGAUGAGUUCCUUUGUGUAGGUGCUUUUGUUAAUCCUUACAAAUGUACUUCAGGGGAAACAGAGCCAAGGUGGGGCAAAAACCUUUACUAAAAAUCAAAAUCAUGGAGAUUUUUUCAUUUCCUUUUUUUUUUUUUUUUUGAGAGAUUAGAAAACUACAUUAAAAACUUUAAAAUGCACACUUAAAAAUUCUUGGUGUUCCCACUGUGGGCACAGUGGGUUAAGGAUCUGGUGUGGCUGUGGCUGUGGCACAGGUCAGUUCUGGCUUGGAUUCAGUCCCUGGCCCUGGGAACUUCAUAUGCCGCGGGAGCAGGCAAAAAAGAAAAA